Cyphellophora attinorum is the source of this 1557-nucleotide messenger RNA. Its product is annotated as putative NADP-dependent mannitol dehydrogenase. NCBI's taxonomy places the organism in Eukaryota, Fungi, Ascomycota, Eurotiomycetes, Chaetothyriales, Cyphellophoraceae. The coding region runs from base 1 to 1557 and encodes 518 amino acids. Gene Ontology annotation, biological process: carbohydrate metabolic process. The record is from RefSeq and is a predicted model, not a curated record. The transcript is spliced from 4 exons. Gene Ontology annotation, cellular component: intracellular anatomical structure. Gene Ontology annotation, molecular function: oxidoreductase activity, acting on NAD(P)H, oxygen as acceptor; hydrolase activity, acting on carbon-nitrogen (but not peptide) bonds.
AUGCCUGUUUCCGUUCCCAAGUCCACCAGUCUCCAUGAGCUCUUCUCGUUGAAGGGCAAGGUCGUCAUCGUCACAGGUGCAUCCGGUGCCACUGGCAUUGGCACCGAAGCAGCUCGUGGUUGUGCUGAGUUCGGCGCCGACGUUGCCAUCACCUACAGCUCUCGUCCUCAAGGUGGUGAGAAGAACGCAAAGGAGAUCUCGGAGAAAUAUGGCGUCAAGUGCAUCCCAUACAAGUGCAACGUCAACGACUACGCCGAUGUGCAGAAGCUCGUUGAGAGCGUCAUCAAGGACUUUGGCAAGGUCGAUGUCAUGAUUGCAAACGCUGGCCGCACAGCAAAUGCUGGCAUCUUGGACUCGAGCGUUGAGGACUGGAAAGAGGUCAUCGAUACCGACUUGACGGGUGUGCUACACUGCGCUAAGGCUGUCGGUCACCACUUCAAGGAACAAGGCAGCGGUUCUCUUGUCAUCACCGCCUCCAUGUCCGGUCAUAUUGCCAACUUCCCUCAAGAACAGACUUCCUACAACGUAGCAAAGGCUGGCUGCAUCCACCUUGCCCGCUCUCUUGCCAACGAAUGGCGCGACUUCGCACGUGUCAACUCCGUGUCCCCUGGCUACAUCGACACUGGUCUCUCGGACUUCAUUGACAAGAAGACUCAGGAUCUGUGGCACAGCAUGAUCCCCUUGGGCCGAGAUGCCAAGUACCGAGCUCAAGGGCGCAUACGUCUACUUCGCUUCGGAUGCCAGCUCGGGACAGGAAAGGAGUAUUGCGCGGUACCCACCAUCUGCCAGAAGGCUUACGGUCGUUGUGACUCCGAUGAAAUCCCCCCUGGACCACCUACGUCCGGCGACAAGCGUCCGUUGUUGUCUGGCCCGCCUAUCACACGCUGCACCCAGGCGGGCUCUGUGGCAAUCACUUUUGACGACGGACCCUCGAACAAUACAAACACAAUCCUCAAUCUUCUACGCGAGGCGGGCGCUACAGCUACGUUCUUCGUGACUGGCAACAAUAACGGGAAGGGCGAAAUCGACCUCUCUGAACAAUGGCGCGAGACCAUACAAGCCAUGGACGCAGAUGGUCACCAGAUAGCUUCCCACACCUGGACACACCCCGAUCUCGAUGCCCUCAGCUCUGAGGAGCGGAAAGUCGAGAUGUAUCGGAAUGAACGCGCCAUAGCCAACAUUCUCGGCCGCUACCCAACCUACAUGAGGCCUCCAUACAUCUCUUGCGGCGAAGACUGUGCCGAAGACAUGAAGGACUUGGGCUACCACAUCAUCAACUGGAGCGCAGACAGCGGUGAUUCGACAUUUCCAAACGACCUCGAGGCCAUGAAGCGCGCUGUGGACAUAGAGGUCGACAAAUGGGGCUCAGAUGGGGGCGCGAUCUUCGUACAGCACGACACCAUUCCCGUCUCUGCGCUACAGACGACCAAGUACAUACUGGAUUGGGUUGAGAAGCGGAACUGGAAAGCUGUGACAGUCGCGGAGUGCCUGGGAGAGCAAUUAACCACGGCAUACCGCAGCAAGGCGCCCGCUAGCAUAUCCAUAGACCAUCAGUAG